AUGGCUGCUUCGACUGUCACAGAGACGUCAGUAAUAGAAAAGCAAGUAUGUGAUAACAGAUUUAGAAAAAAAUAUGAACUGAAGAGACGUACGCUCUGUGGCGACCGCUUUAAUAAUAACACUAAAGAUUCAUGUGUUUACGAAGAAACCCGUCCCAAGGAACCUAAGUUUUUAGCACCACUAAGAGAAUGGGAGAAGAAAAUGGGCUUUGUGACAGCGAUCCGAUGGACCAGCGUAAUACCAAUAGUCUCCUAUCACAUUAUAACUAUAUUAGCUGUUAUUUAUUAUAUAUCACGAGGUCUAAUACCGAAGUGGCAAACAUUCGUAUUUGGUUACAUGAUGGGUCAAGUAGCCGGUUUCGGAGUAACAGCAGGAGUACACCGCUACUGGACGCAUCGAUCAUAUAAAGCCACGCUGCCACUUCGUAUAAUCCUCAUCAUCUGCUACUCCGUUGCUGGUCAGAACAACAUAUACAAUUGGGUGCGUGACCAUAGGGUCCACCAUAAAUUCUCUGAGACAUCAGCUGACCCUCACGAUGCUCGCCGAGGCUUCUUCUUCUCUCAUGUCGGUUGGUUGAUGAUGAAGAAACAUCCCGAUGUUAUCCGAGAAGGCAGCAAAACUGACAUGAGCGAUAUAGCAAAUGAUCGUCUUGUACAGUUCCACACAAAAUACUUUAAUCUUUUUAAAAUUUUCUUCUGCUUUCUGCUGCCAACCCUUGUACCUGUCUAUGUGUGGGAGGAUAACUGGGAAAGCGCCAUACUAUCACAACCACUGUUAAGAUAUGUGUUGAGUCUUAACUUUACCUGGUCCGUCAACAGCUUCGCUCACAUAUGGGGAAAUAAGCCUUACGAUAGACACAUAAUGCCUGCGGAAAAUUGGGGCGUAUCCGCUGUAGCAAUGGGCGAAGGAUGGCACAACUAUCACCAUACCUUUCCAUGGGACUACAAAGCGUCAGAGCUGGCGUAUGUCAACAACAUCACCACGACCAUCCUGAACUUGUUUGCCAAAAUAGGUUGGGCCUACGAUAUGAAGCAAGCCUCACCCAGCCUUAUUAAAUCAGUUAUAGAGAAUAGAGGUGUGAUCGGAUAA
Molecule: messenger RNA, 1089 nt
Organism: Parnassius mnemosyne (clouded apollo)
Lineage: Eukaryota; Metazoa; Arthropoda; Insecta; Lepidoptera; Papilionidae
Source: the annotation of a GenBank genome assembly